Aedes albopictus (Asian tiger mosquito) is the source of this 3713-nucleotide messenger RNA. It is a transcript of the gene Oatp26F, whose product is annotated as solute carrier organic anion transporter family member 4A1. Gene Ontology annotation, molecular function: protein binding. The record is from RefSeq and is a predicted model, not a curated record. NCBI's taxonomy places the organism in Eukaryota, Metazoa, Arthropoda, Insecta, Diptera, Culicidae. The coding region runs from base 810 to 3080 and encodes 756 amino acids. The transcript is spliced from 7 exons. Gene Ontology annotation, cellular component: plasma membrane. Gene Ontology annotation, biological process: transmembrane transport; sodium-independent organic anion transport.
UGCAUAUAAGUCAUUUGGCGUAACGCCCAUUUGGCAUAAUGGCAAUUUGGCAUAACAAGGAUUAUGCAGAUUCUGACAAAGAAGGCUAUUCUUCGUAUUAUGCCAAAUGACCGUAAUGCAAAAUUCCCAAUAUGCCAAAUGGCCUCUAGUGAUUGAGAGUCAAUUUGAGACUUUGUUAUAUUUGGUUUAUCAAAUCUGCCUUUUCUAUUCAAGCCUGGGGCUGAAGUCUGACAUUGAAUGUAAUCGAUCUGUUCAAGAUAUUAGUAUCCCUCACCUUAGAAAAGAAUAGAAUCCUUCAAUUUAGGCUGCUACGUGGACGUCGAUUUAACCUGAGGUACACAGUUUACAUUACUAAUCGAAUGCGUACAGAUUUCUAAUAUCCCAUGCUCGACGGUAAAGGUACAUUCAUUGCGAAAAGUGAUAAUUUAAAUGAGACGCAGCAGCGACAGGCAAGGUGAUUUAUAAGCUUUGAAGACUGCAUAAACUGGCCGUUCGACUUCUGCUCGCCCAUUUAUCGGAGGAUUAACGAACAACCUCGACGCUUUGGAGCUGGGAGGCAGUGGAUUGUGUUUACCUAUGUGGAGUGUGCUGGCAAGUGCAAAAUUAUGAAGUUUCGCAUUCCGUACUGUGAGGUGAUGGUCGAUGACGGCGGCGUGAAGCACUGAAGGAAGUCUGUCUCAAGACGCGCCAAAUUUAGGAUUGAACUGAGGCACGUUUUUGGGGGUGUAGUAUUGCCCGGUUGGCAUACUAAUUGAUCGCGCAUCGCCAUCGUUGUGCGUAAUCGCACGUAAAAAAUCCAAAGCAGUACCAUGUCGUCAACAAGUUUGAACGGAAUCAUUGGGGGACACGGUGACCGGGAUGGGUCGUCGCUGGAAACGACACCGACUACGACAACGGUCACAACGGUGGCCUUGACAGAGUCCAUAUCCAAGACCGGCAGCAACAGUAUGGAUGGUAACGAAAGUUGGGCAACGAACAAGCUGGACGUCAGUGUUGAAGAUGGGACUGAAAAGGUGAAAAGCGCCGGUGAAGGUGUGCAACAAUCGGAGAAUUACUACUGUGGGUGGUUCGGAUUGCGGCCUCGAUGGAUUCAGCGGUUCAUGACACCCAAAUGGGCACUAUUUUGGCUAUGCUGGGCUGGAGCAGUACAAGGACUGGUCGUCAAUGGUUUCAUCAACGUCGUCAUCACCACGAUCGAGCGACGGUUCGGCCUGAGAUCGACGCAGACAGGUUUGGUAGCCAGCGGGUACGACAUAGCCUCUUUCCUUUGUCUGGUACCCGUAUCCUACUUUGGUGGCCGCCUUGGUGCAUCUAAGCCCCGUUGGAUCGGAUGGGGCGUCGCUGUGAUGGGUCUCGGAGCGUUUGUCUUUGCUCUGCCACAUUUUCUGGUCGGCCAGUACCGGGCAACCAACUCGGAGCAGAAUGUUUGUCUCGCCGCCGGCGGGGGAGAUGCUCUGGUCAAUGAUACUGUGGAUGCUGCCCAUUUGCUGGGGGAGAGCUGCACGCUGGCCAACGGUUCCCUGGCACCGGACGGUACCGAGAAUCUCUCGUGGAAUGUUUGGUUUUUCUUCACCGCUCAGUUACUGUUGGGUGCGGGCGCAUCGCCGCUGUACACCCUCGGGGUCACCUACAUCGACGAGAACGUCUCCAAGAAGAUGUCAUCUGUUUAUUUAGGCAUCUACUACACGAUGGCGGUCGUUGGUCCAGCUGCCGGUUACGUUAUUGGUGGCCAGCUAUUGCUCUUCUACACCGAUAUGUUCGUAGUGGAUUCCUCAACCCUGGGACUAACACCGCACAGCAAGGUGUGGGUCGGUGCCUGGUGGAUUGGAUUCGUUUUUAUGGCUGCCUUCUGUCUGCUGCUGGCGAUACCGAUACUGGCGUACCCCCGCGCACUGCCCGGUUCGGAAAAGUUGGAAAAAGUCUCCGAGGCGCACCGGGGCGACACCGACAAGCAAAAGCAACCGUUCACCAAAAUCAAGGAAAUCCCCAAAGCGCUGGCGGCGCUGCUCAAGAACCCCACGUUCUUCUUUCUGAAUCUGGCGGGCGCUUCCGAGGGGCUGGUCAUAUCGGGAUUUGCGGUCUUUCUGCCGAAGCUGAUCGAAAAUCAGUUCAGUGUGACCGCUGUGUGGUCGGCGUUAUUAAUGGGAAUCAUCACAGUACCCGCCGGUGGAGGAGGAACCUUCCUCGGUGGCUAUCUGGUUAAAAAACUCAACCUAUCCUGUUCCGGAAUCAUUCGUUUCUGCCUGUUUGCCACCGUGUUUGCUGCUCUUUUCACCAUCUGUUUCUUCCUGUCCUGCCCGAAUCUAACCUUUGCCGGCGUAACCGCUUCGUACUUUCCGCGGGAAAAUCUUCGGACACCGGACGCCCGCGCAACGGAAGUGUUUUUCCUACCGAAAACACUGGACAGCGCAUGCAACAGCAAAUGCACCUGUAGCAAGAUGAAUUAUGAACCCAUUUGCGGCGCCGACGGGGUAAUGUACUAUUCCCCUUGCCACGCUGGCUGUGCCCAAGAGGUGAAUCUGGAAAACGCCAAAGUGUACAAGGAUUGUGCUUGCAUAAAUGCUACCUUCGGUUCUGAUGAACCCUACCGAAGCUACGACGCGGUGAAUACCAUGUGCGAAUCUCAAUGCAACCACCUGUGGCUGUUCGUGGCCCUGUGCUUCCUGGUCAUGUUUUUCACCUUCCUGGCAACGAUGCCGGCCCUCUCGGCUACGCUCCGCUGCGUUCACGACGAUCAGCGUUCAUUCGCUUUGGGCAUCCAGUGGAUAAAGGUUCGGAUACUUGGCACGAUUCCGGCGCCGAUGAUUUUCGGUAGAUUGAUUGACGAAACGUGCAUCCUGUGGCAGGAAUCGUGCGACGACCACGGGGCUUGCCUGGUGUACGAUAAUGCGUUUAUGAGCAAGUACAUGCUCCUACUGGCACUGGUAGGCAAAGCUUGUUCCAUUCUGUUCUUCUUCGGUGCCUGGUUCUACUACAUACCACCGAAGGCGAUGACGACGAACGAUGACGACGAGGAUUUCGCCAGCAACAAGAAGCAACAGGUUAACGGUGAUGCUGCGCACCACGUGGAAAAAUACUAACCGAACACAAUGAACCAUGCUCUCAUCAUCUCCCCUCGCAAGCCGAAGGGGAGAACAUUCCAAAAACAUGAUUAGCCAAAAAAAAACAUUUGAGGUAAUCCUCGUGCUCAGAUACCAGUCAUUCCAAACACUCACUAGCCAUUAGGGGAGAAACUUUUUCUUGUAACGAUUUUACAAUUUUAUACUAAACGAACCACAAAACGAUAACGAACCAAGUCAUCUUAGCGUUUGUAAGCCAUACCUACAUUAUAAGUAUUACAACAGUUAGGUCAUAAGCCAAUCUCUGUGUAAUAAGUAUUUGUUAACAUAAUUGUUUUUUAUGCUUGUAGAUUUUUUCGUGUUAUUUCAAAUAGACUGAGUUUUCCGAUUAAUUUAUUGUAUUAUGGCAAAAAAAUACUUUAAAUUCUACAUCGUGUGGUGGCAUUACUAGUGUUGUGAAACGUGAUAGGUUUAUUCCUUAUUAAUGUUUGUAGGACUAAUAUAGUACUACUUCACGAAGAUUUGUAAAUUUGAGUUUGAUGGUCAUUAUUUGGAAAUAUACUUAUUAUAUACCAUGUAUGUGUGUACUACUCAUAAUGAAGUAAAGUAAAUAAAACAGUAAAGUUGAUGUCAGUAGAGUUACCAGUGAUUGUA